UAAAGUCAGCGAAUGAAAAAUUAUAAAUUGUAGAGAAAUUUGUGUGGCUACUUAUUAAUUGUAAAUUCAUGUAAAAAUUGAAAUUUAAUAAAAUUACAAAAAAGAAAUACAUCGUCUAUAUUGGGAACUAUAACAAAUUAAUAGAAAAAUGAUUGGUGGUUUGUUUGUAUACAACCACAAAGGCGAAGUUCUAAUUAGUCGGGUCUAUCGAGAUGAUAUCGGUCGUAAUGCAGUGGAUGCGUUCCGAGUCAACGUCAUCCAUGCUCGACAGCAAGUACGAUCACCGGUUACCAAUAUAGCUAGGACAAGCUUUUUCCAUAUUAAGCGUGCCAACAUUUGGUUGGCUGCUGUGACCAAACAAAAUGUAAAUGCUGCCAUGGUUUUUGAGUUUUUGCUCAAGAUCAUUGAGGUCAUGCAAUCGUAUUUUGGUAAAAUUUCCGAGGAAAAUAUAAAGAACAACUUUGUUCUCAUCUAUGAGCUUCUGGAUGAAAUUCUUGAUUUCGGUUACCCUCAAAAUACCGAUUCCGGUACUUUGAAGACGUUUAUAACUCAACAAGGCAUCAAGUCAGCAACGAAAGAAGAGCAGAUGCAAAUUACUUCUCAAGUUACUGGUCAAAUUGGUUGGCGUCGUGAAGGCAUUAAAUACCGACGUAAUGAACUAUUCUUAGAUGUUUUGGAGUAUGUUAACUUACUAAUGAGCCCACAAGGUCAAGUGUUGUCCGCUCAUGUUGCUGGUCGGGUGGUAAUGAAAUCCUACUUGUCAGGUAUGCCGGAAUGCAAAUUUGGCAUAAAUGACAAAAUUGUAAUGGAAUCUAGAGGCCGUGGACUUUCGGGAAACACUGAAGCCGAUACUUCUCGUUCUGGCAAACCAGUUGUCGUAAUUGAUGAUUGUCAAUUUCAUCAGUGUGUUAAAUUGAGUAAAUUCGAGACAGAGCACUCAAUAAGUUUUAUACCGCCGGACGGUGAAUUUGAGUUGAUGCGUUAUCGAACAACAAAAGAUAUAUCCUUACCAUUCCGUGUUAUACCGCUUGUUCGGGAGGUGGGACGCACUAAAAUGGAAGUUAAAGUGGUAUUGAAAUCGAACUUUAAACCCUCGCUAUUAGGACAAAAAAUUGAAGUAAAAAUUCCAACGCCACUUAAUACAUCUGGUGUUCAAUUGAUUUGUCUAAAAGGAAAAGCUAAAUAUAAAGCUUCUGAAAAUGCCAUUGUAUGGAAGAUAAAACGCAUGGCUGGCAUGAAAGAAACCCAAUUGUCUGCUGAAAUUGAACUUCUUGAAACAGAUACUAAAAAGAAAUGGACACGACCACCAAUUUCCAUGAACUUCGAGGUGCCAUUUGCUCCGUCUGGAUUCAAAGUACGUUAUCUUAAAGUAUUUGAGCCCAAAUUGAAUUACUCUGAUCACGACGUUGUAAAAUGGGUACGUUAUAUCGGACGCAGUGGUCUCUAUGAAACUCGUUGUUAAAUGUAGCCUCCUUCUAGUUACAUACAUACGUACAUCCAAGUUAUUAUAUGUUGAAAAAUUCCUUUAGCAAUACUUACAUUUGCAUUAUCAACAAAUUGGCAAGUUUAAAGUGUUAAACAAUUAAGAUAAAGAAUUUUGACCAAUUUAAAAAAUUGGAACACAAAAUGUUAUAAUAUGUAAUUCCAAUAAUAUAUUCAAUAUACAACCUAUUAUUUAACUGUAUUAGUUUAUAUGUAUUUCUAUUUUUUUAUUUUUUUUUAAAUUUUCCCACUCCAUUUCUUAUGUUUGUUUUUUUUUCUACAACAUUUAACGUAUUGUGUGUUGUUAUGAAAUAUUUUUCUUAUUUUGUAUAAUAAUAUGUUUAAAUCAAUAUUUUAAUUAUAAUUAAAACACAAAUUCCACAUGAAAGUAAAAAUAUGUACACUUCGGAAUCUUUUUAAUUUGUUUUAUAAACCCAUUUAAAGAAUCCAAUCAAGUACUCUUUCCAUCGUAUUGGAAUUUUGCGACAUGUCUGCAUACUAGUUUAUGCUGAACAUGACAUCAAAUGUAUUGUCUGGCUCAUUAAACUUUCAUAAACUAUUAAGCAAAAACAAGACAAUUUCAUAAUUGCUAUUUAUUCUAAGUAAUGUUUAAUUUUAUUCAAAUUAAUAUUCGCUUAAAAUGAAGGGAAAUACAUAUACCUAAAUGUGACCGUACCUUUAGAUAAUUGGUGAAAAUAUUGAUCAGUGUAAAAGCCAGAGUUUUAAAUCGUCACUAAUCAAAUAUAAAAUGAUGAUAGAAUGCCAGCAACACAUAAACAUUAAAAUAAUAUAACAUUAAUAAAAUAAUCGUUAAUUAGAUAAAAUAUAAUCAUUAUUACAAUAUACUAUAUACAUAAACAUAUAUAUUACUGAACAAAUAUAUACAUACAUACUCGAAUAGUAUUAAAAUAAUAAAA
This is a messenger RNA of Calliphora vicina (urban bluebottle blowfly), 2399 nucleotides long. It is a transcript of the gene AP-2mu, whose product is annotated as adaptor protein complex 2, mu subunit. Gene Ontology annotation, biological process: clathrin-dependent endocytosis; intracellular protein transport. The record is from RefSeq and is a predicted model, not a curated record. NCBI's taxonomy places the organism in Eukaryota, Metazoa, Arthropoda, Insecta, Diptera, Calliphoridae. Gene Ontology annotation, cellular component: cytoplasmic vesicle; AP-2 adaptor complex. Gene Ontology annotation, molecular function: clathrin-cargo adaptor activity. The transcript has 4 exons. Bases 149 to 1462 code for a protein of 437 amino acids.